AUGAGCGAUGUCUUCCAAGCGUUUGCAGUGAUGAUGCAGUCGAGAUCUCGUGCAACUCUGAGUUAUCGGGCACAAGCAUAUGGACAGCAAGAAAAGCAUCUCAAGACUUCGUUCCAAUUUUAUGGAGAAGAUCCACUCCAACAGGAUUGGAAUAAGAUCGUUCAACACCUAGUGUUUGCCAUCAACACAUCUAUAGACACACCAGGAAAGAGACUCCCUUUUAUCUGGUCCAUGGAUUGGAUGCGCAGUCAACUCUAA
Molecule: messenger RNA, 258 nt
Organism: Phytophthora megakarya
Lineage: Eukaryota; Oomycota; Peronosporomycetes; Peronosporales; Peronosporaceae
Source: the annotation of a GenBank genome assembly